This is a messenger RNA of Myotis davidii, 773 nucleotides long. RefSeq names its product ornithine decarboxylase-like. The record is from RefSeq and is a predicted model, not a curated record. Bases 1 to 513 code for a protein of 170 amino acids. The transcript is spliced from 2 exons. NCBI's taxonomy places the organism in Eukaryota, Metazoa, Chordata, Mammalia, Chiroptera, Vespertilionidae. Gene Ontology annotation, molecular function: ornithine decarboxylase activity. Gene Ontology annotation, cellular component: cytoplasm.
AUGGUUAAAAGCUCUUCCUUGGUAUACCCUUUUUAUGCAGUCAAAUGCAGUGAUAGCAGAACCAUAGGGAAGACUCUAGUUGUCAUCGGGACGGGAUUUGACUAUGCCAGCAGGACUGAAAUACAAUUAGUGCAGAGUUUUGGGGUGCCUCCAGGGAGGAUUAUCAAUGCAAAUCCUCGUAAACAAGUGUUUCCGAUUAAAUAUGAUGCCACUAAUGGAAUCCAGAUGAUGACUUUUGAUAGUGAAGUUGAGUUGAUGAAAGUUGCCCGAGCACAUCCAAAGGCAAACUUCCACAUGGGAAGUGGCUGUACUGACCCUGAGAUCUUCAUGCAGGCCAUCUCUGAUGCCUCCUGUGUCUUUGACAUGGGAGCUGAGGUUGGUUUCAACAUGUAUCUGCGGGAUAUUGGAGGUGGCUUCCCUGGAUCUGAGUGUGCAAAGCUUAAAUUCGAGGAGAUGGCCUGUGUAAUCAAGCAAGUAUUUUCCAACAGACUCAGGAGUGACAUUCAUAGCUGAGCCAGGCAGAUACUAUGCUGCAUCAGCUUUCACGCUUGCAGUUAAUAUCAUUGCCAAAAAACUGGUAUUAAAGGAACAAACAGGUUCUGAUGAUGAUGAUGAGUUAAGUGAAAAAACCUUUAUGUAUUAUGUGAGUGAUAGAGUAUAUGGAUCAUUUAAUUGCAUCUUCUAUGAUCAUGUGCACGGGAAACACCUUCUGCAGAAGCAUCCCAAACCAGAUGAGAGGUAUUCUUCAUUUAGCAUGUGGGACCAACCUGUGA